ACCGAGUUGCCGCUGCACCGGCGGCCAUUUCCCCCUCAGUCGCAGCGGACGGGACGGACUGAGGUCGGUGGAAGCGGCGCCGCGUCUCUCCUCAUCUCUCUGUGUCUCUACCCCAGGUUUUGCAGACAUGUCUGAUUUUGUGGAGAGUGAAGCCGAGGAGUCUGAGGAAGAGUAUGAUGAAGAAGGUACAGUGGUGCCGAAAAAACCCAAGAAAUUCUUGGAAGACGAUGAUGAGGAAGAGGAAGAAGAAGAUGAAAAUGCAGAUGACCAAGACGAACAGGGAAAUUUGAAGGACUUCAUUAAUGAUGACGUGGAGGAUGAUGAGGAGGAAGAGGAGGAGGGAGAUGCUGGCAGUGAAGGAUCUGGUGGUGCAGACUCCAUCGCAAAGAAAAGGAAACGCAAAACUUACGACGACAGGCUGGAAGAUGAUGAUUUUGACCUCAUUGAGGAAAACCUGGGUGUCAAAGUCAAACGGCAGCAAAAAUUCCGACGUGUGAAGAAGGUAUCUGACGAUGAAGACGAGGAGGAGGAAGAAACGGCCAAGAAAGGACACGAGAAGGAGGCGAUUGCCGAUGAACUUUUCCCCGAGUAUGAAGGGGAGGAAGGAGAGCAGGUGGAAGUACCCGUGGUGGCCCCUGAGGAAAUAGAGGAGGAAGAGGAUGAGGAAUCAGAUAUCGAUGACUUCAUUGUUGAUGAUGACGGGCAACCACUUAAGAAGCCAAAAUGGAAGAGGAAGUUCCCCGGGUACACUGACGCUGCUCUUCAAGAAGCCCAGGAGAUCUUCGGAGUGGAUUUUGAUUACGACGAAUUUGAGAAGUACAAUGAAUACGAUGAGGAGAUGGAGGAGGAAUACGAGUUUGAAGAUGAGGAAUUGGGUGAAGGCGAAACCAGGGUUCGCCCAAAGAAGACCGCCAAGAAACGUGUCAGCCGGCGCAGCAUCUUUGAGAUCUAUGAGCCCAGUGAGCUGGAGAGCAGCCACCUCACAGACCAGGACAACGAGAUCAGAGUCACAGACAUGCCCGAGAGAUUCCAGCUUCGUGGCAUUCCAGUCAAACCCUGUGAAGAUGACGAACUGGAGGAAGAGUCCGAGUGGAUUUACAGAAAUGCCUUCUCAACGCCCAGCAUUUCAUUGCAGGAGAGUUCUGAAUACCUGGAACGUGGGCAGGGAAUCAGCAACUUCAGUCGAAAAGGUCCGGCAACUAUCCAGAAGAUAAAAGAAGCUCUCAAUUUUAUGAGGAACCAGCACUUUGAGGUGCCUUUCAUUGCGUUCUACAGAAAGGAGUAUGUGGAUCCAGAACUGAAUAUCAAUGACCUGUGGAAGUUAUGGCAGUGGGAUGAGAAGUGGACACAGCUGAAGACUCGCAAAGAAAACCUGAACCGGCUAUUCCAGAAGAUGCAAGCGUACCAGUACGAACAAAUCUCUGCGGACCCCGACAAGCCCCUGGCGGAUGGCGUUAGAGCACUUGACACGGCAGAUCUUGAAAGACUGAAGGACGUGCAGUCGAACGAUGAACUGCAGGACGUGUACAAUCACUUCUUGUUGUAUUAUGGUCGUGAUAUUCCAAAAAUGCAAAAUGCAUUAAAACCAAGUAAGAAGAAAUACAAAAAGAGUCAGCAAGUUGGAGAGGAUGAGGAGGAAGGAGAACGAGAUGAGGAGGUUGAAGACGAUGAACGUCAUGGACCAGAGCUGAAGCAAGCUUCCCGCAGAGACAUGUACACUAUUUGCCAGAACGCUGGUCUAGAUGGGCUUGCAAAGAAAUUUGGGCUGACUCCUGAGCAGUUUGGUGAAAAUCUCCGAGACAGUUACCAGCGCCAUGAAACCGAGCAAUUUCCUGCGGAACCACUUGAAUUGGCGAAAGAUUACGUCUGCAGCCAAUUUCCAACGCCUGAGGUCGUACUGGAAGGCUCCCGAUACAUGGUGGCCAUGCAGAUUGCCCGAGAACCAUUGGUCAAGCAGGUUCUAAGACAGACCUUUCAAGAGAGAGCCAAGAUUAACAUUACUCCCUCGAAGAAAGGCAAAAAGGACAUUGAUGAAGUGCACUACGCUUAUUCUUUCAAAUACGUAAAGAAUAAGCCUGUCAAAGAAUUGAGAGAUGAUCAGUUCUUGAAGAUAUGCCUUGCUGAGGAAGACGGCUUGCUAAGUAUGGAGAUCUGUAUUGACAUGAAGGGACUUGACGGUUACGGCAAUGAGCAGACCUAUUUUGAUGAAAUCAAGCAAUUCUACUACCGUGAUGAAUUCAGUCACCAAGUGCAAGAAUGGAACAGGCAACGCAGCAUGGCAAUCGAGCGGGCUCUGAAUCAGUUCCUCUACCCACUGAUGGGCAAGGAGCUGAAAAACAAGUUGCUCAUUGAGUCACGAGAUUAUAUUUCAAAGUGUUGCAGUCGCAAGCUAUACAACUGGUUGAAGGUUGCGCCAUAUAGGCCUGACCAGCAAAACGAUGAGGAUGACGAUGACUUUAUGGAGGAAAGUCAGAGCAAAGGUGUCCGAGUGUUGGGGAUGGCGUUUACAGACGAAAGGGAUGCGCCGUCAUUCUGUUCUCUUGUCAAUGGUGAUGGGGAAGUGACAGACUUCCUUCGACUGCCUUAUUUCUUAAAGCGGAGGAAUGCUUGGCGUGAGGAAGAUCGAGAGAGGAAGGCAAAGGACAUUGAAAGCUUGAAGAAGUUUCUCCUGAGUAAGAAGCCUCAUGUGGUGGCGAUUGGUGGAGAGAACAGGGACGCACUUAUGGUUGUAGAGGAUAUAAAACGAAUUGUCAAUGAACUGGAGCAGGAGCAUCAAAUGUCACCUAUUGGAGUGCACUUGGUGGACAAUGAGCUGGCCCUUCUCUAUAUGAAUAGCAAAAAGUCCGAGAAUGAAUUUCGGGAUUACCCACCGCUGUUACGUCAGGCAGUGUCACUGGCUCGCAGGGUGCAGGACCCACUGGUCGAGUUUGCUCAAGUCUGCAGCUCUGAUGAUGACAUUAUUUGUCUCAAAUUGCACCCCUUGCAGGAACAAGUUCUAAAAGAAGAAUUACUGGGUGCGCUUUACUGUGAAUUCAUUAACCGAGUGAAUGAAGUGGGUGUGGAUGUAAACAGAGCGAUAACACAUCCACACACUCAAGCACUGGUUCAAUAUGUUUGUGGUCUGGGGCCUCGUAAAGGAUCACACCUGCAGAAGAUCCUCAAACAGAAUAACACUCGCUUGGAGAAUAGGACCCAGCUCGUCACGAUGUGCCACAUGGGUCCAAAGGUCUUCAUCAAUUGUGCGGGAUUUAUUAAAAUAGAUACGGCGUCUUUAGGGGACAGUACUGAUUCCUACAUUGAGGUCCUGGACGGAUCAAGAGUUCAUCCUGAGACGUACGAAUGGGCCAGGAAAAUGGCGGUGGACGCUCUGGAAUACGAUGAAUCGGCAGAGGAUGCCAACCCCGCUGGGGCGCUGGAAGAAAUUCUGGAAAACCCUGAGCGACUAAAAGAUCUCGACCUUGACGCAUUUGCGGAAGAGCUGGAAAGACAGGGCUAUGGUAACAAAGGCAUCACACUGUAUGACAUUCGAGCCGAGCUGAGCUGCAGAUACAAGGAUUUGCGUAUACCUUGCCGUGCACCAAACUCUGAGGAGAUCUUUAACAUGCUCACAAAGGAAACUCCAGAGACAUUUUACAUUGGUAAAUUAAUAACGUGCAACGUGACAGGAAUUGCUCACAGGAGGCCUCAGGGUGAGAGUUAUGAUCAGGCCAUCAGGAAUGAUGAAACCGGCCUUUGGCAGUGUCCUUUCUGCCAGCAAGACAACUUUCCGGAGCUUAGCGAGGUGUGGAAUCAUUUUGACAGCGGUGCGUGUCCUGGUCAGGCUAUCGGGGUGAAAACCAGGCUGGACAACAACGUCGCAGGUUUUAUCCCAACAAAAUUCCUGAGUGACAAGAAUGUGAAACACCCCGAAGAAAGGGUCAAGAUUGGCAUGACUGUACAUUGCCGAAUGAUGAAGAUAGACAUUGAGAAGUUCAGUGUGGACCUUACGUGCCGAUCGUCGGAUCUGAUGGAUAAGAACAACGAGUGGAAGUUGCCCAAGGACACCUAUUACGAUUUUGACUCUGAAGCGGGAGAUCAAAAGGUCGCAGAUGACGCAAAGAAAAAGCAGCAACGCACAAGUAUGUCACAGAAACAUAGACAAUAUUUUCAACGUGUCGGCCACCUGCUGCGACUAUGA
This is a messenger RNA of Amblyraja radiata (thorny skate), 4177 nucleotides long. RefSeq names its product SPT6 homolog, histone chaperone and transcription elongation factor (gene supt6h). The record is from RefSeq and is a predicted model, not a curated record. Gene Ontology annotation, cellular component: transcription elongation factor complex. Lineage: Eukaryota; Metazoa; Chordata; Chondrichthyes; Rajiformes; Rajidae. Gene Ontology annotation, biological process: transcription elongation by RNA polymerase II; transcription elongation-coupled chromatin remodeling; nucleosome organization. Gene Ontology annotation, molecular function: nucleosome binding; histone binding; DNA binding. Bases 128 to 4177 code for a protein of 1349 amino acids. The transcript has 30 exons.